Molecule: messenger RNA, 1025 nt
Organism: Cylicocyclus nassatus
Lineage: Eukaryota; Metazoa; Nematoda; Chromadorea; Rhabditida; Strongylidae
Source: the annotation of a GenBank genome assembly
UUUUUAGUUCUGCCUAGAUGGUAAUGGCCACUUCAAUAUCUGAUUUAGCCUCUUCGGAGGUUCGGCCAGAUUCACCAACCGCUGGUGCUGGUCCAGUGGAAAUGUCAAUCGAUGAUCUGGAUAAACACAUUGAAACUCUUAUGAAAUGUGAAUUGAUUUCUGAACAAGACGUCAAGUCUUUGUGCUCUAAAGCGCGCGAAAUCCUUGUGCAAGAGGGAAAUGUACAAGUUAUAGACUCACCUGUUACGAUAUGUGGCGAUAUUCACGGCCAGUUUUAUGAUCUCAUGGAAUUAUUUAAGGUCGGCGGUCAAAUACCCGACACGAAUUACCUGUUUCUUGGAGAUUUUGUGGAUCGAGGUUUUUAUUCAGUGGAAACGUUUCUACUGCUUCUUGCGUUGAAAGUCCGCUAUCCUGACCGAAUGAUGCUAAUUAGGGGGAAUCACGAGAGCCGACAAAUCACACAAGUCUAUGGUUUCUACGACGAAUGCUUGCGAAAGUAUGGAAGUGCUGCGGUUUGGAAGGCGUGCACCGAAGUCUUUGACUACCUGUCCCUUUCAGCCGUUAUCGAUGGAAAGGCCUUCUGCGUUCAUGGAGGAUUAUCUCCAUCUAUACAAACUCUAGACCAAAUAAGAGUAAUUGAUCGGAAGCAGGAGGUUCCCCAUGAUGGUCCCAUGUGCGAUCUUUUAUGGUCUGAUCCAGAAGACUCAUCAGUCGGCUGGGGUAUGAGUCCACGAGGAGCUGGAUAUCUUUUUGGUGCUGAUGUUGUCAAGACCUUUUGCGAUACAAAUGGCGUCGAUCUCAUUUGCCGGGCGCAUCAGUUGGUUAUGGAGGGCUACAAGUGGCAUUUCAACGAUACGGUGUUAACGGUCUGGUCAGCCCCUAACUACUGCUAUCGAUGCGGGAAUGUGGCAGCUAUCCUGGAAUUGGACGAGCAGUUGAAUAAGGAGUUUACCAUAUUUGAAGCAGCUCCUCAAGAAAAUCGUGGUGCACCAGCGAAGAAGCCCCAACCGGACUACUUUCUUUGA